Impatiens glandulifera is the source of this 2451-nucleotide messenger RNA. RefSeq names its product translation initiation factor eIF-2B subunit delta-like. The record is from RefSeq and is a predicted model, not a curated record. Bases 208 to 2115 code for a protein of 635 amino acids. The transcript is spliced from 7 exons. NCBI's taxonomy places the organism in Eukaryota, Viridiplantae, Streptophyta, Magnoliopsida, Ericales, Balsaminaceae.
UGGUGCAACAGUGAAAAGAGUCUUCUUCUUCUUCCCUUGGCCAUUGCAGAUUCCAUCUGUUCAUCAUUAACCCUCAAAUCUCCAUUCCCAAUAUCUCCAUAAUCUUCCCUUUCUCAUUUCUAAUUCUUCCCCAUAUACAAUCAUUCGCAAAUGCCCAAUCUUUAGUACUAAUCAAAACCCUACUAAGCAACAUUCCGAAUCCGCCGCAUGGAUUCUCGCCGCAUCCAGCGUUCAGUCAUCGAUCCUAAGGUACGCCAUGUCGGAUUCUUCGCCCCUGGAGAUGCUCCUACCCGCUUGCAAUCCAACCCACCCGAACCCUUUAACUUCUCGCUUCCCGUCUCUGAUAUCUCGCCGUAUAAUCCGGUCAUGAUCCCACCGCCGCGCCACCUCUCUGUAGGUCCUCUCUCUCCCCAUCGUAGGCAUCCCGGCAGCAACACCGUCCCUGUCGGAAGUUACAAUCCUUCUGAGUUCACUUCCCCGACUGCCUCGAACAGAGAAUUUACUAACUUGAUUAACAGGACUGGCUCCGGGAAAUUCGCUUCUUCUCUCCCUAGUGGUGGAUUUGGAUAUCCUGGUAUUAAAAUGAACACUCCCCCUGUUAGUAGCUUGAUGACUGUUUCAGUGGUUAACCAGUUACCUCCAGAUUUCUCUGAUAAGAAGGAUUCAAAAACAACAAUUGUAGAGAAGGAUGGAGGAACAUCAACUGAUAUACUACUGAAUGAUCAACCAGUAAGCUCAAAGCCCCUUAAAGAUAAAACCUCCAAAGCUGAAAGACGAGCCCUUCAAGAGGCUCAAAGAGCGGCUAAAACAGCUGCUAAAGCUGGGGUUGGGACUCUUGAAAAUGCAAAGCCGCAGAAACCUACAAAAACACCUUCACAGAGAAAAGAAAGUUCAUCAGCUACAGCCCCUGAAAGAAAAGGAGGUGAACGCACUGCUGAUAAAGAUAGGAAAAAGGAUGCUCCUCAUCCACGCAUGCAGUUUGAUGAUAAGAGCAGAGUGGAGAAGGCCAAAAAACGGGCAGUUGUUAAACAAACCGAGGCCAGGAAUAUAGUUGAACUUUUCAGACACUUACCCCAGUAUCAACAUGGAACUCAACUCCCUCAUCUCCAGUCAAAGCUUUUCCAACAUGAUCCAGUUCAUCCUGCUGUUUAUAAGGUUGGUCUUAGGUAUCUGUCUGGAGAUAUUUCUGGAGGCAAUGCACGUUGCAUAUCAAUGCUUCAAGCAUUUCAAGAUGCAAUAAGAGACUACACAACACCACCAGAGAAAUCUCUAAUUAGAGAUUUAACUGCAAAAAUCAAUUCUUAUGUUUCAUUCUUAAUUGAGUGCAGGCCCCUAUCCAUCACCAUGGGGAAUGCAAUAAGAUUUCUCAAGACUCUUAUAGCAAAGCUACCCAUAACAUUGACUGAAUCCGAAUCAAAGACAUCUCUUCUCUCUGACAUUGAUAGGUUCAUUAGUGAGAAGAUAAUACUAGCAGAUAAAGUGAUAGUCAGGCACGCUGUAACAAAAAUUAGGGAAGGUGAUGUACUUCUCACGUAUGGCUCAUCCUCAGCUGUUGAAAUGCUUUUUGUGUAUGCCCACGAGCUGGGCAAGCAGUUUCGUGUUGUAAUUGUGGAUGCAAGGCCAAAGCUAGAAGGGAGGCUAUUGCUCCGUAGGUUGUUGGAGAAGGGUCUUAACUGUACUUAUACAAAUAUAAAUGCUGUUUCUUAUAUCAUGCAUGAAGUUACUCGAGUAUUUCUUGGAGCUUCGUCGGUUUUAUCAAACGGAACAGUUUAUUCAAGAGUUGGGACAGCAUGUGUGGCCAUGGUAGCUCAUGAAUCUCGUGUUCCUGUCAUAGUGUGUUGUGAAGCGUAUAAAUUUCAUGAGAGGGUGCAACUUGAUUCAAUCUGCUCAAAUGAACUUGGUGAUCCUGAUGUCAUUGCAAAGAUUCAUGGAAGAGAGGAUAUUAAUUAUUUGGAUAAUUGGGCAGCCAGUGAGAACCUACAGCUUCUUAAUCUGACUUAUGACGCGACUCCUGCAGAUUACGUGUCAAUGAUAAUCACAGAUUACGGAAUGGUUCCACCCACGAGUGUACCAGUUAUUGUCGGAGAAUACGGGAGUGAACACCUCUGGAUAUAAAAGAUCAGAUAACAGCUAAUGCAAAGGCAGUUUUCCAAUUUCAUGUUCAUCUUGAAGGCUGAUGGUGAUGGCACUGGGACCGGUUGUCUGUCUCACAUUAUUCUUACUUAACAGUUUUUACUUUUUACAUGUUAAAACAAAUGCUGUUAGAUUUAUUGUCCGUCAUUUUAUAGUUUUACCUUACUAGCGAAGAGUGCGAUUUUGAACGCCUCUCCGGGCAGUUUUGGAUUUUUUCCAAAAAUUGUGACCAUUCAUUCCCUAUUAUUGCCUGUUUUGGCAGAAACUUCUUUGGAAUUCUUUGUUCCCUGUUAAGAAAAUCAUGAUUGUCUUCUUCAA